Messenger RNA from Fimicolochytrium jonesii, 3394 nucleotides. RefSeq names its product adaptor-related protein complex 3 delta 1 subunit. The record is from RefSeq and is a predicted model, not a curated record. Lineage: Eukaryota; Fungi; Chytridiomycota; Chytridiomycetes; Spizellomycetales; Powellomycetaceae. Gene Ontology annotation, cellular component: endosome membrane; AP-3 adaptor complex; membrane coat. Bases 125 to 2980 code for a protein of 951 amino acids. Gene Ontology annotation, biological process: protein targeting to vacuole; Golgi to vacuole transport. The transcript has 8 exons.
GUUUGGGAGCGAGCGACGGCCGUUCCAGACCGACAACAAGUGGCGGGCGGAGAGACGAAAGAGGGCGGAGGGUGUGCGUUGGUGCCUGGUUGCUGAGGGUUGCUGGCCUGCUGAUUGAAGCUGGAUGGCAGCGACGGGACGCUUGAAGCUGGCUCUCACGGAGUCUCACGGAAAGCGUCGGUUGUCCCCUCCCUCCCUCCGGCAGGCGCCAUCUCCAACCGGCAAGCGACUCAUCUUGGCUCAACCUCUCCUCCUGCAUCCCCUAUCACACCCCUCCUCAGCCCCUCCUCGUGAAAGACAGACAGUUGGACGCCUGAGUCGAACAUACUCGCAUACUGCAUUGGCACCCAGUGCGCUGUUCGCCAUGUUCGAAAAGUCCCUAACAGACCUCAUCCGCGGCAUCCGCGCCAACAAGAAAAACGAGGAAAAAUACAUUGCAACAUGCCUGGACGAGAUCAGGAACGAAGUCAGGAAAAAUGACCCGGAGAUCAAGGCUGGAGCUAUUCGGAAGCUUGUUUAUCUGCAUAUGCACGGCUACGACAUGGCAUGGGCCUCCUUUCACGUCAUCGAGGUCAUGUCCUCGCCAAAGAUCCAGUACAAGCGGCUCGGGUACCAAGCUGCCUCUGUAUCGUUCAAGCAGGAUACGGAUGUGUUGAUGCUUUGUACUAAUCUCAUCAAGAAGGACCUGUCCUCCAACAGCUACCACGAAUCCGCUCUCGCCCUGCACGGCCUCGCCUCGAUCGUAACCCCCGACCUCGGCCGUGACCUGGCCCCCGACUUGAUCGCCAUGAUGAACCACUCGCGACCUUAUAUCCGCAAACGAGUGAUUCUGGUACUCUAUCGCGUGUUUUUGAAGUACCCCGAAGCGCUGCGGCUGGCGUUUCCGAGGCUUAAGGAGAAAUUGGAUGAUCCUGAUCCAGCGGUGGUGUCGGCGGCUGUGAACGUGAUAUGCGAGCUCGCAAGACGGAACCCGAAGAGCUAUCUCAACCUCGCGCCAAGCCUGUACGGUCUCCUGACAAACUCCACCAACAACUGGAUGCUGAUCAAGAUCAUCAAACUGUUCGCAGCCCUAACCCCCUUAGAACCGCGCCUCGUCAAAAAGCUGCGUCCGCAAAUCACCAACCUGAUCCAAUCCACCUCCGCCAUGUCUCUGCUCUACGAAUGCAUCCACACCGUGAUCGUCGGCGGGAUGAUAGGACCCGAGACUGAAGGCGGGGAGGAGGAGGCGCAGGAUCAGGCGCUUGCGCGGCUUUUGACGAGCAAGUUGAAGCUGUUUAUUGAGGAGCCGGAUCAGAAUUUGAAGUAUUUGGGACUGUAUGCGCUUUGGAAGCUGCUUGCUGUGCGCCCGAAAGCGGUGAUUGAGCAUCGGGACACGAUUUUGGCGUGUUUGGAUGAUGCGGAUGUUAGCAUUAGGAUGAGGGCGCUUGAUAUUGUUACUGGGAUGGUAACCCAAAGCAAUCUGAUGCAAAUAGUGCGCAAAUUGAUGGGCCAAGUCCUGACAGUCCCCAAACACCAACAACAACGCAGCCCACCCGCCGCCUCCUUCCCACCCCCCUCGCUCGCCCCCUCCAUCCUCGACGCAUCCGACCGCACCCGCGUCCUCACCCGCAUCAUCGACAUCUGCUCAAAGGACACCUACGCCAACAUCACCGAUUUCGAGUGGUACCUCACCACCCUCGUCGACAUGGUUCGGCUCACCCGCGGCGUGGACGUGGGCAACGCCGUCGCGCAGCAAUUGGUGAACGUCACUGUGCGUGUACCGGAAGUUCGAGAGUUUGCGGUGGCGGCCAUGCGGGACUUGUUGAUGGACGAUACCCUGCUCCUCUCCGCGACGCAGCUGGAGAAGAACAACGCCGCGGUGCUGUGGGCUGCUGCGUGGAUCUGUGGCGAGUUUAGGGGCCAUGUCGAUGAUCCGUCGGGGUUGAUUACGCGGUUACUGGCGCGCGGUGUUGUGGCGUUGCCCCCGGUGGUGCAGGCUGUGUUUUUGCAGAAUGCGCUGAAGCUGUACGCCCAUUGGGCGGUUGAUCUGCAGAAAACGCCUGAGGAUUCACCCGCAACAACGCCACUGAACGCCGAAACCUUUGGCCAGACAACCUCGGAACUGCUCACCGCCCUCGCACCCUUCCGCACGGCCGCUGACCUCGAAGUGCAAGAACGGGCUUGCGAGGUCUUUGAAAUCAUCCAGUUGGUCCACCGCCACUGCACACACACCCCUGGAGAUUCGACACAGCAGCAACGCGGCUUGGUGCUCACCGAGUUACACACCCUCUUCAAGGGUGAACUCAACCCUGUCGCCUCCAAAGCCCAGAAACGCGUACCGGUACCCGAAGGGUUAGAUUUGGACGCGUGGAUCUUCGAGCCGGAGCCCGAACCGGUCGAAGAAAGCAGCAAUGUCGAAGAUGUAGACGAUACAGAUUUCUGGGGCGAGAAACCCAGCGGCGGCGGCGGUGGGGGAACAUUUGACAGUAACACCGACUCACCAGCCGACGCGGACCGCAAACGCGCCGAACGUCGUGAACGCCAGAAAUUUGAUCCGUACUAUAUCCCCAGCGGCGGGCAACAACAACAACAACAACAACCGCUGUACGAUGAUAUCGAUGUGAACGAGAUCCCCAUCGUCCGGCUAGAUCUCCCGCCCCUCUCCUUUGGCGAAAUCGAAACGGGCCGUUCCAAGAAAAGCAAAAAAGGCAAAUCCACCCGCGCUGACGACCUCCUUGGUCCCCCCUCCUCAUCAUCAUCAAGACAACCACAGAAAUCAUACAACAUCAACCGCGGCGGGGAGAUGCCCGACGGUCCAGCGGCGGGAGACGAUGACCGCGAGAGCCCACUGAACGCGGAUGUGGAUGAGAUUACGAAAGCGGUGAUGAGCGUGGAUUUGACGGCUGGCGCUGAUGGGGAGUUUGAUGUUAUGGAGCCGAGGGAUUUCCCGCCCCCGCCGCCCGCUCCUGAUAAGAAUACGACGGGGGAGUUGCUGGUGUGAAGAUGAAGAAGAAGAAGAAGGAGAAGGGAGGGGAUGCUGAUUCGGGGUUGGUAAAGAAGAAGAAAAAGAAGACUGUGAAUGAGGAGGACGUAGGGGUGGAACCGGUUAAGAAAAUCAAGAAGAAGAAGGCACCUGUAACGAUCGCUGACCCCGCGCCUACGUCGACAUCAACCCCCGCCACCCCCACCGCGGCGUCGGGACCGUCGUCCCCAGCCCACAUCAACAAAUCCCAGCUGUACGCAGGCAGGGGCAUCGACAUUGACGCACCCUACGAGCGUGUCGCAUCCCCCGCCUUAUCCGUCGGCGACACGGCCACGGGUGCCGACCACCUUCCCACCCCAACACAACCCGAACCCGAAGAACCCAGGGACUGGAUAGACAUAGGCGGCGACGACACCAUCGCCGUCAGCUACG